Aspergillus ruber CBS 135680 is the source of this 2074-nucleotide messenger RNA. Its product is annotated as CCR4-NOT core DEDD family RNase subunit POP2. The record is from RefSeq and is a predicted model, not a curated record. NCBI's taxonomy places the organism in Eukaryota, Fungi, Ascomycota, Eurotiomycetes, Eurotiales, Aspergillaceae. The transcript has 2 exons. Gene Ontology annotation, cellular component: CCR4-NOT complex; P-body; CCR4-NOT core complex. The coding region runs from base 101 to 1648 and encodes 515 amino acids. Gene Ontology annotation, molecular function: poly(A)-specific ribonuclease activity; nucleic acid binding.
AAGCUGUCUGGCUAAUUUGUAUCUCUACGAGAUCGCGACCCCUUCUAUCUAUUAAUCAGAUGUUCGAACUGAUCACACAACACACCACAACAUCACAACCAUGCCCCCUCCCGUCGGCAGAUACGGGCCCUCAGGCCUAAGCGCCCCCUACGCCCAACAACUCCAACAAGCCCAUCUCCAGCACCAGCAGCAACAACAGCAACAACAACAACAGCAGCAGCAGCAAUCUCAACAUCACCCCGCAGCUCACCCCCCGUCCGCCAACUCCGCUCUCCCCCCUCCCUCUCUAGGCGGUCACCCGGGCUUCGCAGCGGCAAACCCAAACACCAACAUCAACCCGUUCACUCUGUCCGGCGCCGCGGGCAUCACAAACGGCAUGUCUGUCGGUGGAUUUGCGGGUGCGGCGGCGGCCGCUGCAGUGGGUGGAGCUGGAGCUGGUGGUGAUGGUGGGGGGACUGGGUUGGCUAGCCAUGCGGCGCAGAUGGGGUUUGCGAGGGGGGCGCAGAUGCAGCAGCAGCAGUUACAUCAGGGGCAUGAUGGGCGGUUGGCAUUGGAAAAUAAGGCUGGGGCGGCGGUUAAGACGCGGAUACGGGAUGUGUGGAAGCAUAAUUUGGCGCAGGAGAUGGCUGUGCUGAGGCAUUUGGUUGAGAAGUAUCCGUACAUUAGUAUGGAUACUGAGUUCCCCGGAAUCGUCGCUCGUCCUAUCGGUGCCUUUACGAACAAAGCGGACUACCACUACCAGACCCUUCGAUGUAACGUCGAUUUGUUAAAGAUGAUCCAGCUGGGUAUCACGCUUUUCUCCGCGGAGGGUGAGGUUCCUCCGCCCAACGCGACAGAUCCCAAUGGACAUCCGUAUGGGAACAACUUGGUGCCUGCUCCGUGCACGUGGCAAUUCAACUUUAAGUUCUCAUUGGAGGAUGAUAUGUACGCACAGGAGUCGACGGCCAUGCUCGCCAAGGCUGGCAUCGACUUUGCCACACACGACAAGAACGGGAUUGAUCCUUUCGAGUUCGGAGCAUUGCUUAUCAGCUCGGGUCUGGUUUUGCUGGAGGACGCCCACUGGAUCUCGUUCCAUUCCGGUUACGACUUUGGCUACCUGAUGAAGAUUAUGCUUUGCAACCCCCUUCCGGACAAGGAGGAGGAUUUCCACAAACUCCUUAACAUAUUCUUCCCCUCGUUGUACGACAUUAAAUACCUAAUGAAGCACGCCGGUCGCAAUCAAGCCGUAAACGACACGCCUUUAACACCCGUUGCCGCUCAGAUCCUUACGAACCUCGGCCAGAAGUCCGGCCUCCAAGAUAUUGCCGAUGAACUGGGUGUUAAACGGGUUGGCAUCGCCCACCAGGCCGGGUCGGAUUCUCUCGUCACCGGAGAAAUUUACUGGAAGAUGCGCCAGAUCGUCUUCAAUGGUAGCAUUGACGAGAACAAGUACUCAGGCCAGAUCUGGGGUCUGAACGGCCAGAUGCCUGCGUUUACGUACCACAUGGGACCUCACCAAACGCCAAACCUAAACGGAGCCACCAUCUACACAGCCACCGGGACGCCUAGCACACCUAAUGCGCACACACCUCAGCACCAUAGUCUCGGUAUGGGUGCCUUGACUCCAGGGGGUGGACUCAUGGGAGCUUUCCAAGCGGCCAAGUCGUAGGCAAGCAUUGUUCACGUAUUCUGGGUUUGGAUCCGGUGGGAGGAGUUAAUGUUUCUUUUCUUCCUUUGUUCUCCAAUUAUUUUCAUCCUGUCUCCUUUUGGGGUGAUUGUCGUCAUUUGAUCUUCUGUUAGCCACGAUGACUGGUUGGGAAACGUGGAAUCCAUACGAUCUGAUGCAUGUACAUAGCGCGGCACAUUGUGCUGAUCUUGUCAUUUCCUUUCUGCAUUUUUGUUACCGUUCCGUGUCUCGGUAUCUGGUUCGUCCCUUCGUCCAUGGGGCCAUGGGGUCAUGCCAUUGGCUUGCCUUGGACAGGUAGGUGUUCAUGGAGGGGGUGUACGGUGUUAGUUCUUAGGGCUGGCAAUGAAUUGUUUCUACUGUUGAAUGUUGAUAGGUAUGCACGGAGUAUUAUCGGUCGUACGCAGGCGG